Messenger RNA from Trematomus bernacchii (emerald rockcod), 1140 nucleotides. Its product is annotated as unconventional myosin-XVIIIb. The annotation marks the transcript as partial. The transcript is spliced from 8 exons. The record is from RefSeq and is a predicted model, not a curated record. NCBI's taxonomy places the organism in Eukaryota, Metazoa, Chordata, Actinopteri, Perciformes, Nototheniidae.
CACGAGAAGGUGGACUUCCUGAAGAGACUGGAGGAAGACCAGGAGGAUCUGAACGAGUUGAUGAGAAGAAGCACAAAGCUCUGAUCGCUCAGUCCUCCAGCGAUAUCUCUCAGAUCAGAGAGGUGCAGGCGGAGCUGGAGGAGGUGAAGAAGGAGAGAUACGUCCUGCAGGAGGAGUUGCAGCAGCGUGUUUCCAGGGUGCAGUUCCUUGAGUCCUCCACUGUGGGGCGCAGCAUCGUCAGCAAACAGGAAGCCCGAGUGUGUGACCUGGAGAACAAGCUGGAGUUUCAGAGAGGACAGGUCAAGAGGUUCGAGGUGCUGGUGUUGCGUUUGAGGGACAGCGUGGUGCGUUUAGGGGAAGAACUGGAGCAGAGCGCCGAGGCCGAGGCGAGGGAACGAGAAAACGCCAAAUACUACCAGCAGCGUCUGCAGGACAUGAGGGUGGAGGCGGAGGAUCUGGUCCAGAGAGAGCAGGGCAGCAGCCGCAGGCGCAUGGAGCUGGAGAUGCAGGUGGAGGAGCUGAGCGCCGUCAGACAGGCAUUACAAGCCGACCUUGAAACAUCGAUCCGUCGCAUCGUUGACCUUCAGGCGGCGCUGGAGGAAGUGGAGUCGAGCGACGAGAGCGACUCUGAGAGUGUGAGAACUGCUGUGACGUCCUUGGGUCAAAAGAAAGACCUCGACUCGGUCUCUAGCGUCGGGACAGAGGACGUUGGAGAGGGGAUCCGUCAUUGGUUAGGAGUUCCCAGAGGGGGGUCCCGUGGGGCGGGGUCUCCCAACGGCAGCAGUACCAUCAGCAGCCAGGGGGGGCGCCAGUCUUUGGCCGACACCAUGAGCACCUACAGCUUCAGGUCUUGUGAGAAUCCCGAUGAUGAUGACGGCUCUGAGUUGGGGGGCAGCAGGGCUGGAGGCAGCAGGGCUGGAGGGGGGGGCAGCAGGGCUCCGAGUCGGGCCCCCUCCUCCUCCGCCCUCUCAGAGCUGCUCGACGGCCUCCGGAGACGCAGAGCCGGCGGAGACGCAGACGACGGAUCCGGGAGCGCCGUCUCUCUUCCCGUUUAUCAAACAACCGCCGCCUCCACCCUCAGACGCCGAGCCUCCGCCCUUUCUCUCGGCCCCCGGUGACCUCCAGGAGCCCCGAUCCAGC